Molecule: messenger RNA, 2397 nt
Organism: Saccostrea cuccullata (small rock oyster)
Lineage: Eukaryota; Metazoa; Mollusca; Bivalvia; Ostreida; Ostreidae
Product: tRNA-specific adenosine deaminase 1-like
Exons: 10
Coding region: 285-1976 (563 amino acids)
Biological process (GO): tRNA processing
Molecular function (GO): tRNA-specific adenosine deaminase activity; RNA binding
Source: RefSeq, a predicted model, not a curated record
AUUCAAGACAUCAAAUUCUAUUCUGUCUUACUGUUGGCCCAUGAAAGAACGAGAAGAUGUUGGAAUAUAUGGUACAGUUGUACAUGUUUAUAAUGAAUACAAUGGUCUAGUUAUCUGACUUACUAUGCCUGACUCUGGCACAAAGUGUUGCAUCCAGAAUUUCCUCGAUAUUGGCUUUCAUCAGCAGUUGUCACUGUAAAAAGACCCAUCUCUCCCGUAAAGACGGCUUCUGUUCAUAGAUUGGUACCCUUACAAUGAUGGAGGUUAACUGACUUAUAAGGAAGAUGGAAUACGAUGAAAAUUUUGCAGACAAAAUUGCUGAUUUAUGUUACAAGAAAUAUCAGUCGUUACCAAAGAAAGGGAAGCCUCAGAAAGAAAAAGAAUGGACAUUGUUAUCCUGUAUAGUUAUAACAAAAAAUAAAGAAAUGAGAGUUGUCUCCCUUGGUACAGGGACAAAGUGCAUUGGGAAGAGUAAACUAAGCCCUAAUGGUGAUACAGUAAAUGACAGCCAUGGAGAAAUACUGGCACGGAGAGCCUUUCUGAGAUAUUUAUAUGCUGAGCUGACAGAAGCCUACAGUGGGAGAAAGAGUGAUAUUUUUACAGCUCCGGACAUGACUUCCAACAAGUGUGGACUUAAAUCGGGUGUCCAUUUCCAUCUCUUCUCCAGCCACACCCCAUGCGGUGAUGCUUCAAUUUUCCCCAAAGAUGAAUUGUCUGGGAAAGAGGAAGUUGACUGGGAUUCAUUUUGUUGGCAGUAUGGUAGGAAGAGGAAACUGGAUACAGAGAGUGACAGCAUGGCCAAAUGUCCUAAAGUAGACAACUCAGAUAGCAGUUCACACUGUAAAAGCAGGGACUCAGCAGCUGGGGACAUUAAAGCCAGUUAUUUAGAGAAUGUUGGAGACAAGGAUCAGAAAAAUUCAAAUAUUAACGAAGAUGAAAUAAAAAUUCAGUCCUGUAGUUUUUAUUGUGGAGAUAAAAGUGACACAUCUUCAGAACAUUCUGUCCAAGGAAACCAGAAGGAGGGAUCUCAGUCAUCCAAGCAUCCUGUCCAAUCAGAAAGCAUAAAACAGUGUGACCAGAAUUCUGGGCAUUUUAUUAGAUCAGGAUCUCUAAAGCAGAAUUUGCCAUCUCAGUGUAAAGACAUCUUAGAGUGUAAUGAAAAAUUUCAGGACAAUCAGAGCAGCUCAAAGGGAGAUAACCAAAUCCAAAAUAGACUGCAAGAUAUUUAUAGGACAGGAGCAAAGCCUGUUGCAGGGGGAGGGGAGGAUCCACUUGGGGUGGGGUCAGAAUACCACUCUGUGGGUCUCUUUAGAAUUAAGCCUGGCAGAGGGGAGAGAACUCUGUCCAUGAGCUGCAGUGACAAAAUAGCCAGGUGGAAUGUCCUGGGAUGUCAAGGGGCAUUACUCUGUCAUUUUCUUCAGAAGCCAGUGUAUUUCUCCUCUAUCAUCAUUGGCAGGUGUCCAUUCAACCAAAAAGCAAUAACAAGGGCAGUAAUAGAAAGAUCGGAGGGCAUUAAAGACCUGCCAGAGGGAUUUCAUGUCACACGACCAGCCAUCCUACAGUCAGAUAAAGUGUUUAGUGAUGGGAAAGCUUGUGUAGACAAACAGUCAAAAGGAAAAGUGGUUCCCUCUUCAGCAGCUAUUAUAUGGUGGGAUUCCAUGGAAACACCUGAAGUUAUCAAUGAGGGCAAACCACAAGGUCUCACCAAAAAGGACUGUCUAAAAGAUCCAGUGAAAGCAAGGAGCAGGAUCUGUAGCAGAGAGUUGUUCAACUGUUUUGUCAGACUUCUGAAAUCUGUUGAGAUACAGAAUCUGCCUCACAUUGAAAAUAGUGCUUUAAAACCAAAUGCCAGUUAUUUUGACUGGAAGAUGGCCUCAGAAAAUUAUCAAAGAGCCUGGCAGAAACUCCAAGCAUGCUAUAAUUCUUGGAGCCAGAAACCAGAGGAACUUUUGAAAUUCUACUCUGAUGUUAGAUAGGAAAAUUUGGAAAUCUUGUAGCUGAAGCGACAUCUACGUGAUAUUGGUGAAAUACUACUGGCAACUCAUCACAAUUCUACUGCAUUAUCUAUACAAGUUAAUUCCAGGCCUUGUUAGAGUCACAUACAAUAUAUUUUACUUGUGAUAUUUUUAUUUAUAAAUAAAGAAAAGACAACAAGAUUUACUUCACCCUACUUUUAUUGAAAAAUGUGUCUACAUAAAAUAUGGCAGGAUUUGUCUGUGAUGCUGAAUAAAAAAAGAUGUGUACAUGUUUAUCAAACUGAGACACUCCUAAUGUGGCGUCCUGGUGAAAGGGUCAAAUGAAAGGUCAGAUUACAAAAUGGCUGACUAGUUUUUCUGGCAAAACAGAUGAAAUUUUGACAGAUAAUGACAAUUAUUGCCCACUGCCCCUAACAACAAA